Linum tenue is the source of this 851-nucleotide messenger RNA. The record is from the annotation of a GenBank genome assembly. Lineage: Eukaryota; Viridiplantae; Streptophyta; Magnoliopsida; Malpighiales; Linaceae.
CAAUCACACACCAAACAAACCCUAAUCACCUUCCAAAACCCCGCUUUUCCCCCUUUCCAACAAAACCCCAAUGGCAUCUUUCAAGCCCACUUCCCUUCUGCUUCUCAUUUCCAUGGUGGCUUCCUUAUCCCUCCUGACAUCACCCGCCCACGGCCAGAUCACCACCUCGUGCUCAUCCACCGCCAUCGCGGCCCUCGCCCCUUGCAUGAGCUUCCUCACAAACAGCUCGGGCACCGGCUCCUCGCCGACAGCAGGCUGCUGCGACACGCUCAAGAACCUAACCGGAACUAGCUUGGACUGCAUGUGCCUUGUGGUCACUGGAAGUGUUCCUUUCCAGAUUCCCAUCAACAGAACCUUAGCCAUCUCCCUCCCCCGAGCCUGCAACAUGCCAGGUGUCCCUCUCCAAUGCAAAGCUGCUGCUGGUGCUCCAGUUCCUGCUCCAGGCUCAGCACCGUCUCUGGCUCCUGGGAUUUCUCCAUCUGACACUCCUACAAGUGAGAGACAAAAACUUGUGCAUUCACAUCGUUCGGUUGUUCCUGAGACUCCUUCACCAGAGUCAGGAACUACAACACCUGACCUGACUCCACCAUCAUCAACAACGGGAAGCACGCCGACCAUCAACACAUCAGCAGCAGCAGCCUCUUACAGCUUCUCUCCAUCUCUGGUGGUGCUUGCAGUGGGAUUUGUACUCUGCAAGUUCUACUAAGCUAGAGCCUGCUCCAAUUUCAUUGUUGUCCCAUCAUUGCUUUUGAGUUUUGGCUUUUGUUUUCAUUUUCAAAUGGGAAGUAUUCUUUUGUGGGUUCUGUAUCUGGUGUAUUGUAUUCGGGCAGAGGAUUGAUUCUCCAUGAAGC